CCAUGCCGGCCGCCGGCCCCGCGCGCACCUGGGCGCUGCUCGCCCUCUGCCUCCUGGGCUGCGGGGCCCAGGACUUCGGGCCGACGCGCUUCAUCUGCACCUCGGUGCCCGUGGACGCCGACAUGUGCGCCGCGUCCGUGGCGGCCGGCGGCGCGGAGGAGCUCCGGAGCAACGUGCUGCAGCUCCGGGAGACAGUGCUGCAGCAGAAGGAGACCAUCCUGAGCCAGAAGGAAACCAUCCGCGAGCUGACCACGAAGCUGGGCCGCUGCGAGAGCCAGAGCACGCUGGACACCGGCGCCGGCGAGGCCCGGCCAGGCGGCGGCCGCAAGCAGGCCGGCUCCGGCAAGAACACCAUGGGCGACCUGUCCCGGACGCCGGCCGCCGAGACGCUCAGCCAACUCGGGCAAACUUUGCAGUCGCUCAAAACCCGCCUGGAGAACCUCGAGCAGUACAGCCGGCUCAAUUCCUCCAGCCAGACCAACAGCUUGAAGGAUCUGCUGCAGAGCAAGAUCGACGACCUGGAGCGGCAGGUGCUGUCUCGAGUGAACAGCCUGGAGGAGGGCAAGGGGGGCCCCAAGAACGACACGGAGGAGAGGGUCAAGAUCGAGAGCGCCCUUACCUCGCUGCACCAGCGCAUCAGCGAGCUGGAGAAAGGUCAAAAGGACAACCGGCCUGGAGACAAGUUCCAGCUCACAUUCCCGCUGCGGACAAAUUACAUGUACGCCAAGGUGAAGAAGAGCCUUCCCGAGAUGUACGCCUUCACCGUGUGCAUGUGGCUCAAGUCCAGUGCGGCGCCCGGCGUGGGCACCCCCUUCUCCUACGCAGUGCCUGGCCAGGCCAACGAGCUGGUGCUCAUUGAGUGGGGCAACAACCCCAUGGAGAUCCUCAUCAAUGACAAGGUGGCCAAGCUGCCCUUCGUGAUCAAUGACGGCAAGUGGCACCACAUCUGUGUCACUUGGACCACCCGGGAUGGGGUCUGGGAAGCCUACCAGGAUGGCACCCAGGGCGGCAGCGGCGAGAACCUGGCGCCCUAUCACCCCAUCAAGCCGCAGGGCGUGUUGGUGCUGGGCCAGGAGCAGGACACCCUCGGUGGUGGGUUCGAUGCCACCCAAGCAUUUGUGGGCGAGCUGGCCCAUUUCAACAUUUGGGACCGUAAGCUGACCCCAGGGGAGGUGUACAACCUGGCCACCUGCAGUGCCAAGGCCCUUUCGGGCAACGUCAUCGCAUGGUCCGAGUCACACAUUGACAUCUUCGGGGGAGCUACCAAGUGGACAUUCGAGGCCUGUCGUCAGAUCAACUGAGGGCCCUGGGCCAGGGCUGAGCCCCCGGCCUUGGUCCCCAGCCCCAUGCCCACCUCCCCUGCUUGUGCACCGAGACUCGUCAUCUCCUGUCCCCCCAGGAAUGAACCAAGGCUGUCACCCCUGCACACACACACGCACACA
This is a messenger RNA of Elephantulus edwardii (Cape elephant shrew), 1442 nucleotides long. It is a transcript of the gene NPTX1, whose product is annotated as neuronal pentraxin I. The transcript has 5 exons. NCBI's taxonomy places the organism in Eukaryota, Metazoa, Chordata, Mammalia, Macroscelidea, Macroscelididae. Gene Ontology annotation, cellular component: plasma membrane; neuron projection. The record is from RefSeq and is a predicted model, not a curated record. The coding region runs from base 3 to 1301 and encodes 432 amino acids. Gene Ontology annotation, biological process: axonogenesis involved in innervation.